Malaya genurostris is the source of this 3662-nucleotide messenger RNA. It is a transcript of the gene cdm, whose product is annotated as importin-13. Gene Ontology annotation, biological process: protein import into nucleus. Gene Ontology annotation, cellular component: nuclear membrane; cytoplasm. The transcript is spliced from 9 exons. Gene Ontology annotation, molecular function: small GTPase binding. The coding region runs from base 186 to 3161 and encodes 991 amino acids. NCBI's taxonomy places the organism in Eukaryota, Metazoa, Arthropoda, Insecta, Diptera, Culicidae. The record is from RefSeq and is a predicted model, not a curated record.
CAGUCAGCCGGUUGGUUGUCAGUGCUAUUUAUACUGUCAAAUCUAGAAAAGUUUGCUUGCAAGUUUGCUUGGUUGCCUUCAUGAUUCCGUAUAUUGUUGUGUAAAUUUUUCUCCUUUACAAUUCUCUAAACAACUUAAAGAACGGUACUCCUCCAUUGCGCACCUCACAGGGGCGGCUCGUCAAGAUGGAUGUUCGCAUGAUCGAAGAAGCGGUUCUGUCGUUCUACCAAAGUGGCACCCACAAGCAGGAAGAUACUCAUCAAUGGUUGCAACAAAUUCAGGAAAGUCCACAUGCCUGGUCCUUUUGCUGGGAGCUAAUGCAACUGAAUAAACCAUCCGAAAUUCAGUUUUUCGGAGCUAUCACUCUUCAUUCCAAAUUGACCAAGCAUUGGGCUGAAGUGCCAAAAGAGGCUCACAAUGAGUUCAGACAAAAACUGCUAGAGAGUAUUGUUAUGUUUGGCAAUGGUCCGAAGAUAGUCCUGAGCCAGCUGUGCAUUUCGUUGAGUGUCUUCAUUGUACAUAUGCUUCAACUACCUACAGUGAUUGAAGAUGUCACCAAUAUGUUUCUGAACGAACAACUUGGUACUUUGUCGAAAAACACACAACUGGAAAUCUUGAUGUCCGUACUAGAAGGAAUUCCUGACGAGGCAGAGUCCGUCCAUAUACAAAUUCCAAGGCCGAUAGUACGCGAGGAGUUAAACAAAAAGGCAGAGUUUGCUACGGGUACAGUGAUCAACUAUCUCAGCGGAAAGCUUAACAAUGGUCGGUUCGAGGACAGUGAAAUGAAUGUUCUGAUAAAUGCGACGAAAUGUCUCGCGUCUUGGCUCAAGUACGGCAACGUCAGGUUGGACGAGUGCGAAACGAUGGUUCAAGUAUUGCUGAAAAUUGUCCACUAUUGCUACUGGAAAGAACCCAAAGAAGACGGGUGUAUGUCGCAGGAGGACAGUGAUUUGGCAGAGACAGCAGUGAAGGUGCUAGUGAAAAUUAUGAGCUCUCAAACCUGCAACGGACACAAAUACUCAGCGACAGUUGUCCGUUACAUGCAUUUGUUCUUGGACGUUUUCGGCCCAAUUUUAGACAUAGAGUGGAAGGCAAAUAACGAGAACGAGAAUUUGGCACUCGUGAUAUAUACUCUUUUUCUGUCCACCCUGGAAUGCUACUCUUCGGCUAUCUUCGCCGGUAUCUUAUCAGACAAUGAAGAACUUACCAAGGUGUACGGCAGAACGGUGGAACUGCUGGUCAAGUGUACAGACAAACCGGGUACGUAUCCGGUGGAUGAAUCGUGCAGCACAUUAGCCAUGGAAUUUUGGUACAUGUUGCAGGACGAGGUCUUUUCUAUGCCGAAUGACGAGAACAAAACCAAAUGUUGGGACGCGAUCAAACCAGUAUACGCUCAUAUUGUGAAAGUAUUAAUACGAAAAAGUCAAUUGCCAAAUGAGAAAGUCAUGCACAAAUGGAACUCCGAUGACUUGGAAACGUUUCGCUGCUACAGGCAAGAUAUUGGAGAUACCAUGUUAUCCUGUCACGAUGUUCUGAACGACAUUAUGUUGGACGUACUGUCGGAGGCGUUGGAUGAAUCCAUUCUGUACCUAAACUACGAUCCCCAGAAUACAGAUAACUGGCCAUUACUAGAGGCCACGAUCCAUGCGUACUGUUCAAUUGCACAGAAAAUAGAAUUUGCCGAAUAUCCACAGGUGGUGAAAUUGCUCAAAGUAUUAAACGAUAUUCCGUACGAAAAAUACAGUGACAAAUUGUUGGGAAUGGCACUUGAAACAGCCGGAGCCUAUAGCGAUUGGAUCAGUGACAAUCCGAAAUAUUUACCAUCUGCGAUCGAACUGUUAGUGAAAGGCCUGAGUUCGACGCAAGCUUCGCAGGCUACGCUGGGUCUCAAAGAUCUUACCUCAGAGUGCCAAAAGGAAAUGGCUCCGUUUGCGCUUCCUCUGCUUGAUGCUUGUCGAGCCGCGCUUCAAGGAGGACAUCUGAAAAAUUCAGAAAUGAUCCGUCUCAUGUAUACAGUCGGCAACAUCAUGAGUGUAAUCUCGUAUGAAAACAUUAUUCAAUACCUUGACAUUAUGGUGUCACCAUGCUUCGAAGAACUUCAGCAGAACGUGCAAAAUCAGGACAAAAGUGACGGUGCCAAGGGACGAGUAAUCCUUCGACUCGAAAUGAUCUCAAAACUAUUCUCCUCACUGAACACACGUAAAUUAAACGUCUCACAGCGAACCGAAAAAGAUGACGAUCUGCAGCUCGUCCCACCGCAAUCACCGCAACCCGUCCAGCCGAUUCUUUUAAUUCUGGAAAAAACGAUGAGUUUACUAAAGAAUCUCUGCACCCUUUGGAUACACGAUGAAAGUGUCAUUGAAACUCUAUGCAAAGCACUUCAGCAAGCAUUGACAAAUCUUUUGGACGAUAUAAAACCUUUGCUGAACGAUAUGUGCAGUCUGAUAUUGCUUAUUUUUGCCAACAAAUGCGCUCCGUCCGCAGUUGAGAUGGCAGGCAGCUUUAUUCUAAUCUUUUACAACGACGUAGAAAGUCGUGAAAGUAUGAAACAACUGUUUUCAGCCAUCUUGGAAUAUAAUUUCGGACAAAUGCAACAAUAUGACGAGCAUCAGAAACUAUCCGAUGUAGCGGAUCUCAUCGAGACGUUUUAUCUAUUCAACACUCGAAUAAUCAAAAAGAUGGCCGUGUGCUACUCGGCCGUUCAAGCAGAUUGCAUAAAGUUAAUCGAAUACGCCAUGAAAAGCAUGAUGCUGCCGGAGACGGGUCCGAUUAAAAAAAGUGUUGGAUUUUUGUCUGUGUUCAUAAAGGAGUCCCGCAACUAUCCAUUGAUGAUGAAUGCCGUUGCGGCACAAGGGGAAAAUUUGCUUCGAAAUACCUUUCUAUGUCUCGGUGGGUAUACGCCUCGAGCCCAUGUAGAUGUAUUCGCUGACAUCUUUCUUGCCCUGAACUGUAAGUACCCAAGCGAUUUCGCUCGUUGGAUGAAACUACUCGAAAAGCCAAAUUUUCCCACCUUUUUUGUGAGUGCGACCGACAAAGAACAGUUUAUUAAAAAAGUAAUUAAAGAAAAGGUUAAUCGACGACUCGUACAGGAGCAUGUGAGGAAGUUUGCUGCCAUGUGCCGAAAUGCUGUCGAGUGGGAGAUUGAUUUUAGAACGAGCUAAGUGCUGAACUAGCUCCAAAUAUGGUGACAGUGAGACAGUGACUGAACAAUAUCCGGAAUGUGGUUAUAAAACCGAGAAAUCUUUAUUUAUUCUAGUUCUAUUUCAUCCCCUUCAAAGUAAUUCCCUCGAGACAAAAUGCACUUAUGCCAACGUUUUUGCUCGUUGACCGACAGUUUUUUUUUACCGUUGACUUGAAAUUUGAUAUGGAUGUCAGAAAACAGUGCUGACAUCGAAAAAACGAACAUGCUUUGAAUUAUAACCCGCGCAGUUCAAAUUUUAUCGAUUCCUGGUAUUCUUCGGGCACAGUAGUAUGAGCGGUAACCUUAAUUGUGAUUUUAGAUUUUAGAUUCGGGAUAGCGAAAAACAAAGUUUAAGCAAUGUUUUGAUUAUAAAAUCGAAAAACGAAUUAGUUUCGUUUUUGCAUCCCCCAGUCGUAAGAGAUACGUAACAUACAAUUUCGUAUAAAUGUGCAGCAGCGAAUAAAAUGUAUGCUUUUAACAA